CUCACAAUCCGAAAAGUUCACGGGAUCCGGAGGCCCACCGGAAAACCAUGGCCAAGAAGGAAGCGGGCCACUCCGUCACUUUUUCUCUGUAACUCAUUCAUUCUCAUUCUUGAUCUACUUAACUUCACUCCGUGGAGAGCAAGCAAAGCGAGCGAGCGAGCGAGCGGGCCUGAGAGAGAGAGAGAGAGUCCCUUCGCUUAGAGGGGAUGCAGCAAUCAGUUGCAGAUGAAGAAGGCGGGUUCCGUCAGAGCAGCAGAGGCGACGGGCUUCUUUUCAAGAGAGGUCAUCGCGGCGAUGAAGAGGAGGAGAAAGAGAGGAGAUCCGAUCCCAAGUCCCGGCCUCGAUCGCAUCACCAUCACAUCAGGGGCCGCAGGGGCGAGAGAUUCGAUCGGUUGCUGUGUUGUUUCCAGAGCCGGAGACGAUCCGUUGUGCUUUUCACAGGCAUCGCCACCGUCGCGGUGGUGUUCAUUCUUGCGGAGACGUUCAUUCUUCAGCGGACCCUGGUCGGGCGGGGUUCGACGCUCGGACGCUUCGGCGGGGAGUGGAACAUGAUCGUCGGGGAGCCCUCCAAGUACUUGUCCUCAGCGACGCGCUUUGUCAUCGGGAAGAAUCUAAGGUUCGAGCCUGGCAGCCUCCAGGGCAGGCUUGCGAAAAGGCGUCGACUUCAUCCGACAGAGGAACACGCCAAAUUCGGAAUUCGGCCUCCACGAUUAGCCAUUGUCUUAGGUGGAGAUGAGGUUGUCUCUUCAACUCUAAAGCUGCUCUCCAUAGCAAAUGGCCUCAAGUUUCUUGGCUAUAAACUUACGGUGUAUGCAGUAAAAGAGGCUGACAUGCAUAAGCUCUGGGAGAAAAUUGGCUGUCAAGUGUUUAUCUUGGAUGUGGACAUUGCUGAUAAUUUGGAUUGGACAAAUUUUGAAGGUAUUAUCUUGAGCUCACUUGCAGUAAAAGCUGUAGUUCCAGAUCUCAUGCAGGAGCCUUUUUCUUCCAUACCACUUGUAUGGAUUGUUGAAGAUGGUACUCUUGGAAGGCGCCUGACGUUAUAUGAAGAGGCAGGGUGGAAACAGCUUGUUGAGGAGUGGAGAAACGCUUUCAGUCGAGCAGAUGCUAUUGUGUUUCCUAAUUUUCGCUUUCCACUGUUAUAUAACAAAUUUGACAAUGGGAACUUUUUUGUUAUUCCUGGAUCUCCUGUUGAUGUGUUGGCUGCGGAGAAGUAUCUGCAAUCUCACUCUAGAGACCAAUUGCGAGCAAAAAAUGGGUUCUAUGAAAGUGAUCUGGUUGUGACUGUGAUAGGAAGUUCUUUGUUUUACAAUGGGUUGCCUUUGGACUAUUCACUGGCUAUGCAUUCAAUCUCACCACUGUUGAUGAAACUUGCUAAGACGGAUGAUGUGAAAGGGUCUUUCAAAUUUAUUUUCUUGAGUGGAAACUCCAGUGAUGGAACUCAUGAUGCUUUUCAGGAAAUUGCUUCAACUUUGGGAUUUCCUGAUGGGUAUAUGAGGCAUUAUGGAAUGGAUGUUGAUGUUGAUGGCAUUCUCUUAAUGUCUAAUGUUGUUCUAUAUGGCUCAUUUCAAGACGAACAAGACUUUCCCCCAUUACUGAUCCGAGCUAUGACCUUCAAAAUACCAAUUGUUGCUCCUAAUUUGACUGUGAUAAAAGCAUAUGUUGUGGAUCAAGUCCAUGGCUUGAUUUUUGAUGCUGAUAAUCCUGAUACACUGACCACAGCAUUCUCCCGCUUGGUAUCAAAUGGGAAAAUGUCUGAACUUUCUCAUGUCCUUGCUUCUUAUGGAUCGCAAAUGGCACGAAACAUGCUGGCUUCAAAGUGUAUUGGUACUUAUGCAGAGUUGCUAGAAAAUGUUAUUCAGUUUCCUUCUUAUACUCUGAUGGCCAUGCCCUUUCGUGAUCUCUCCAAACAUGCCAAUGAAUGGAAAUGGGACAUUUUGGCUAGAGGAGUCAGAUAUUCUGGUAAUGAGCACCACCUGUCCCAAAACCGUGACCAGGAUUUGGAUGGUACAUCCAUAUCCAGCGUGGUGUAUACACUUGAAGAAGAAUGGCAAAGCCACAAUCUUUUAACAAAUUCAUCAGGGGGUGAAGCUGCUCUACAAUUUGAUAUGCCAACACAGCAUGACUGGCAUGAUCUAGCAGACAUGGAACUUUCUGAAGAAUCUGAAAGGCUUGAGAUGGAGGAGGUUGAAGAACGAACAGAAAAAGUUGCCAGUACGUGGGAAGAUGUGCAUCAGAAUGUCAGAAAAGUCGAGAAAAUAAAGUUUGAAACAAACGAGAGGGAUGAAGGGGAGCUAGAAAGGAUAGGCCAGCCAUUGUGUAUAUAUGAGAUUUAUUGGGGACAAGGUGCCUGGAAGUUCUUACAUCAUGGUUCUCUAUAUCGUGGCUUAAGCCUUUCACCUAGCACCAGAAGAUUGGUUUCGGAUGAUGUAGAUGCUGUUGGCCGCCUUCCAUUUUUAAACAAUACCUACUUCAGGGAUCUUCUUUGUGAAACUGGAGGCAUGUUUUCCGUUGCAAACCAUAUUGAUGAUAUUCACAAGAUACCUUGGAUUGGGUUCCAGUCAUGGCAUGCUGCCGGAAGAAAGGUAUCUUUGUCUGCGGAAGCUGAACAGGUUCUUGAAAAAUGUAUAAAUACAGAACCUAAAGGAGACGUGAUAUACUUCUGGGCUCGAAAUGACAUAGACAAUUCACUUUUUGACAUCCAAAAGAAGAAUCUUGACUUUUGGUCUAUGUGCGAUGUCUUGAAUGGUGGAAACUGCAGACACUUAUUUGAGAAAGCAUUUCGACAUAUGUACGGUUUACCACUCAAUGUGACUGCCCUACCACCCAUGCCUUUUGAUGGUGGUUACUGGUCUAUCUUGCACAGCUGGGUGAUGCCAACCCGUUCUUUUAUGGAGUUUGUAAUGUUCUCAAGGAUGUUCACUAGCUCAUUAGAUGUUCAGAAUCAUGAGCCAGAGGGAAACUGGACGUGCUUGCUGGGGACCUCAGAAAUGGAGAAGAAGCAUUGUUAUUGCCACGUCUUGGAGCUUCUGGUCAAUGUGUGGGCUUACCACAGUGCAAGAAAGAUGAUCUACAUCAAUCCCAAGUCUGGCGUACUUGAAGAGCAGCACCCCGUUGAAGGGCGUGAUGGCUUAAUGUGGGCUAAGUACUUCAAUUUUACACUACUCAAGGCAAUGGAUGAAGAUCUAGCAGAGGAAGCAGACGAUGAGGACCAUCCAAAUGACCGAUGGUUAUGGCCUUUAACAGGAGAAGUGUUUUGGCAGGGAAUUUAUGAGAGAGAGAGGGAGGAAAGAUACAGGCAGAAGAUGGAGAAGAAAAGGAGGGUGAAGGAGAAGCUAUUAGAGAGGCAGAAACAUGGUUAUAAACAGAAGUCGCUGGGGGGAUAGUCAGAUUUUCCUUGCAACUGUUAACAAGACCGACACCAGCUCACACUGUUUAUAGUUACAGUUUACGGACUCCAUCAAAUUGACAAGUAUUUGAGAAAGUUAACCAGAAAUACUUCCACUUUCUUCUAAUUCAUCUAUAUCGUGACUCAAAAGGUAUGGGGAUGAGAAGGUGUGCGGAUAAUUUCAGGUAACAAAAGCCUGUUGAACACCUCUGACACUCUUGGAAAUGGCUGACGGUAGUAACUGGAUUGGGCGCAUCACUAUACUCGUUCUACUUUUUUUGGGCUGUAGGAAAAAUCUGAACAUCUUUUUCUCCCCAGUAUAACCAGGGUCAAGUGGCUGUACAUAUCUGUAAGUUCAUUUUUCUGACGGUGUGUAUUCAUUCUUUUGAAAGAAGCACGUCUCCGGCCAGAGUGAUGGUAGCUUUUUUGGUUAAUUCUAUCUUUAACUUUGUACACCUCAAGUGAAGUUAAUGGAAUGUGCUGGGACGUUCAUUUUUGCUACGAUCA
Molecule: messenger RNA, 3892 nt
Organism: Nymphaea colorata (pocket water lily)
Lineage: Eukaryota; Viridiplantae; Streptophyta; Magnoliopsida; Nymphaeales; Nymphaeaceae
Exons: 14
Coding region: 207-3383 (1058 amino acids)
Molecular function (GO): glycosyltransferase activity
Source: RefSeq, a predicted model, not a curated record